Molecule: messenger RNA, 1428 nt
Organism: Psilocybe cubensis
Lineage: Eukaryota; Fungi; Basidiomycota; Agaricomycetes; Agaricales; Agrocybaceae
Exons: 10
Coding region: 1-1428 (475 amino acids)
Biological process (GO): secondary metabolite biosynthetic process
Molecular function (GO): monooxygenase activity; FAD binding
Source: RefSeq, a predicted model, not a curated record
AUGCCUUCAAACGAUUCGGAGCGGCAGAAUAAGGCGACGGUGUGUUUAACGGUGGUUGUUGUCGGCGGCGGACUAGCAGGUCUAAUAGCAGCCUAUGCGCUGAGCUGCGCCGGCCACGACGUCACUAUAGUAGAGCAAAAGGACAGCAAACCUCAAAGCUUCGGCGUGAGUCAGUCGCCUCCGAACAUGACGAGGAUACUCAACCGAUGGGGUUUGAAACCGUUGCUGGAUCGAGAAGCAGAAAAAUGCGCAUCAUUGGUAAUGCGGAAUGGGCGCAACGGAGACAUGAUUGGAGCGAUGCAUUUUGACAAAGAUUUCCUUCACGACCUCGUUGCUGACUUCCUUUUCCUACGGACGGAGAAGCUAGGAGACUUAUUUCAACAAUUGGCAGAAGACGAAGGUGUCAAUUCAGUCACGGCAACUGUCACAGAUAUUCAGACGACUCCUUCAAAUGUUACGAUAGCCCUCGACAAUGGCCAGACACUUUUGAGUGAUUUUCUGGUCUGUGCCGAUGGAUAUGACAGCCCAUUCCGGCGUCUUGUCUCGGGAGAGGAAGAACUACAUGACCGAAGAACGGCGAGAGCGUACCUGGCGUUAACGUUUAUUCUCCCCAUGGAUCUAGUCUCGCAGGACGAAGAAUUGAAAUCCAUCAUGGACCCAGCUCAUUGGCUAGUUUGGUUUGGCUCUGGGUUUAUCUUCCAUACAUCAGCCCCUGACGGAGGCAAAAAUCUGAGCGGAACUAUGCUUUCAAAUUACAAUAGGGAAAUACUACCUGAAGAGGAAGCUUGGACAAAUCGACCCCUGGAAUAUUGGGGCAUUGAUCUGGAUGCUUUUGAACCUAGAGCUAAACGUCUAUUGAGUCUAGUUCAAGUCGUAUCAUCAAGAGUUCUUGUCCAAAGACCGUGUAUAGACGAUCUCGUAUGUGAAAAUUCGAGAAUAGUGCUCGUGGGCGAUGCUGCACAUCCAAUCCUACCCGGUAAUAACCAACAUAUAGGGCUAGCUGUCGAAGACGCGGAAGCUCUACGGUGUAUAUUCUCUCGAAUUCACGACCGAGAUCAGAUAGCCGAAUUCCUUUCUGCGUAUGAAGACAUCCGGCUACCUCGUAUUACAAGCGUCGUGAACUAUGAUGCUACUAUGAACAUGAUGUUGAUGCUGCCCGAUGGUCCGGAACAGGACCAACGUAACGUACUAUUGAGCCAGAGCAUGUCGCACGGCGAUUGGGAUCAUAUGGACGAGGCCGAAUUUAAGGCGGUAUGGGGCCAGGAGUUGGACGUAUACACACACGACGCGACCGACCAAGUUGACGAUUGGUGGACGAAAUGGGGAAACAUGAUGUCGAAGAAACCGCAGCAUUCAAGCUCUGCAAGCUCAACAUCAAUCCCAGUUCUUCACCGGGUAUCGUUUAUUCAACCUCAUUCAAAUAUAUAA